Messenger RNA from Amphiprion ocellaris (clown anemonefish), 1042 nucleotides. It is a transcript of the gene ttc32, whose product is annotated as tetratricopeptide repeat domain 32. The record is from RefSeq and is a predicted model, not a curated record. Gene Ontology annotation, molecular function: protein binding. Bases 45 to 455 code for a protein of 136 amino acids. The transcript has 3 exons. NCBI's taxonomy places the organism in Eukaryota, Metazoa, Chordata, Actinopteri, Pomacentridae.
AUUCGCAGUUGAAAACACGACGGACCUUCACUCACGUAACACCAAUGGAGGAAGACAAUUCCCAAAUACUCGAAGAUGCUCAUUCCGAGUUUAAAAAGCGGAAUUUUAACCAGGCAGAGGAACUGUACACAAAGUUUAUCUCUUCCUGCUUACUGUCCAGGGAAUGUGACGCUGGCAGUUUGGCCGCUGCUUAUAACAACCGCGGACAGAUAAAGUACCUCCGGGUGGAUUUUCAUGAAGCAGUGGAGGACUACACCUCUGCAAUACAGGCUGACAAACACUUUGAAAUCCCUUUCUACAACAGAGGACUCAUCCACUAUAGAUUAGGCUUUUUUGACGACGCCAAGAGUGAUUUCCAGCAAGCAUUAAAGCUCAAUCCACACUUUGAAGAUGCCAAAGUGAGCCUACAACAGACACUUCUGGACCAACAGGAGAAGAUAAACAGAGGAUACUGACGACCUCUUAACCUACAGAGGACGUCAAAUCUAAACCAUGCAGUGUGGUGGUUAGAAACAAGUGGUUAGAAAUCACUGUCAGUUUGUUUGAUUUAUUUGUUGUGCCAUUUAACAUAAAGCGAUCUGCACAAACAAAGACAGAGUUGAUAUUCAGAGAUGCAAAAUGCAAAACGGUCAUCCCACUACAUUAGACAGAGACUCUUGAUGGAUUUUUGAUAAGUAGAGGAUUGCUGGUUCUUUUCUGCAUCAACUGAGAAAAACAUAAUGGAUAAAGGAUAUAGUUUUAAAAGACUGAGUGGGAAGUGUGCGCUAAUCGAGGUCAAACGAUGAGCCUGAUGAAUGUUUGUGUGCAGCUUUCCAGACUUUGGGAGGAGGAUUUGUACACAAACCAUAAUCAGGACCUGACAUGCGGUAAUAAUGAGGAAUCUCACAGCUGCAAAGGGGAAAAAAAAACACUUUUGUGUCCUAAAUCUGUACAAGCUGAUUUGUGAUUUUAAAGAAAGUUCUAGCAUUGAAUUUGUGAUUUUAUAAUAAAACACAAAUGCAAAUAUGUUUGAUCAAUGAGCAAUAAAUUAUUUUGUUACACA